Messenger RNA from Drosophila navojoa, 1170 nucleotides. RefSeq names its product WSCD family member CG9164. Gene Ontology annotation, molecular function: sulfotransferase activity. NCBI's taxonomy places the organism in Eukaryota, Metazoa, Arthropoda, Insecta, Diptera, Drosophilidae. The record is from RefSeq and is a predicted model, not a curated record.
CAUUUGAUGUGUCUUCCAGUAAUGCAAAGGCGGCGUUAUGGCACUGCAAGGCUGGCGCUUUUUCGGUGUCUCGGCAACAAUCAUCAUCUAUAUAGGCGGAGUGCUAUUUCUAUCCAUGAACAAUAUACCAGGCUCGCAUCCAAAACGCACGCGCAUCGAGCGAUUCGCCGAGUUUUCCAGCUUUCAUAGUCCCCGGUUCCCCAUGCCCAGUCGAAAGAUGACCAUUCGCUGGUGUCGCGACCUCAAGUAUCUAAAUCGCGAGCUUCCAAACUACACAGACUACAAAGCCGGCGACUACUACACUGCCUUGCCCAGCGAUGCAAGCGCCAAUUUACAAUUACAGGGUAUUGCGCCGUCGCCCAUGCUGACCGCAUUGGCGAGCUUCCCGGGCAGCGGAAACACGUGGCUGCGUUAUUUACUGCAGCAGGCCACGGGCAUACUGACGGGCAGCAUAUACAAGGACUACGGCCUGCUGAAGACGGGCUUUCCGGCGGAGAAUGUGUGCAACAGCUCCGUCCUGCUGGUGAAGACGCACGAAUGGGGCUCCAAGGCAUGGGCGCCCUUCUCCAAGGCAAUACUCCUCGUCCGCGAUCCCGAGAAGGCGAUCAUAGCCGAGUUCAAUCGCCAGAGCGGCGGACACAUUGGCUUCGCCUCGCCAGAUCGCUAUAAGCGCACAAAGGGCAAGUAUUGGCAACAGUUUGUGAGCAACAAGCUCAAAGGUUGGGAGCUCAUGAAUCUUAGCUGGGCGCGCAAUUUCACGGGCAGCAUCAAGGUUGUAUUCUACGAUGAUCUGGUCCAGCAUACGGAGCGCGAGCUGCGCCGCAUACUCGAGUUCCUCGAGUUUCCUGUCAACGAGCAGCUGCUGCGCUGCGCCCUGGUGCGCAAGGAGGGCAUCUUUCGCAGGAAGAAGCGCCUACUGUCCUUCGAUCCCUAUACGGACGCAAUGCGAGCUGAGCUGCUGGCGCGUCGUCGCAUCGUCUAUGGCGUGCUGGGCAGACACGAUUAGGCUAAGAUUAGGCAACGAGUAUAUGAAAUGCAAAUAACCACCUAAGGACAACCGUUCCGGCAUUCAGCGUUCAGCAUCCAGCACCAAUCACUUUACCAGUCCCACAGCUUUCCGAGCAGAUCCACAAAUGCCUUUCAGUUCGAGUCCUUGCUGCAAAAGGACUC